UCGCCAAAAGCGGCGCGAAGAGUUGACUUGAACAGAAAAUGGCGAACCUUUUCGAGUAACUUGGUUGUUAGAUAGUUUGUGUUUCAUGUUUAAAUUGUACAAAGAGACGUGACAUAUUAAUGGGACUUUAUUAACGUGCCGGGUGAAUGUGUGCACGUGUGUUACUUUCUGAAGCGCUGUGGUGAAGAGACCUCGUCGUAAGAAAAGACGUGUUAGCUAACCUUACCCCUAGCUUAGUCAGUAGCUUACACAGGAGUAAAUGGAUCUGAUGUUGUUUUCAAACAAUGGCAUUGCACAACGUCGUUUUUGUUAUUGAUGUCAACUGUCAAGGAUCUGAACACGCUUCAAGUUCUACUGAAAAUGGCAAAACCCACCUACUGAAACAGGGCAUUCUAAGAAUUCUGCUACAUUUCGGAUACAAAUAUGGAUUCGACAAAGUGCGUUGGGGUUACAAAUUCAUUCGGUCACUGGGGGGGCGAAAUGCGAACCUCGUUUCUCGAGGCUCGGAUUUCAAAGAACUACGAGACAAAACUUUUGAAGACUUUGAGGUAGAGUUUCAAUCCAAAUUGGAAGCAAGAGAGAAGACCGACACGUUUCCAAGGAAAUGUAACCGAUCUGUUACUAUACAAAACGCACUGAAAGAGGCGCUGCUGGAUUUCCAAUGGGACAGACCGGACAUAACAUCUCCCACCAAACUGUCAUUGAGACCUAGGAAGUCAAAUCGAACAACUAAGGGUUCUUCUCAACUGGAGGAGGACGUGUCAGGUGGUGGGAGAAAUGUGUUAUUUCUCGUGUCUGAGUGCCCGCACUCAAUGGCACAAAUGGACGCAUACAUUUGUCUACCUGAAAGUGAUAGCAACACGGAUGUGUCAGAGUUUAUCCUACCAAAAGGACUAACCGAAAUGUUUACCCAUCGUCAAGUUAUCCUUCACUGGGUAGACAGCAGUCAUUACCUCCAGGUGAUGAAAAGUGCGGACCAUCUGGGGUCUGACAGACUAGCAGAGGUGCUGAUUAAGGUGGGGGGCAGAGUGAUUCCCCUGGUUACACUUCUGGACCUCUGCUGUCAUCAGAACUCAUCUCAUGGGCUUGACACUGGCCUUGACACCACGGCUUCUACAGUGGGAAGGGAGGCCUUUCCUCUAGACGCCAGUAUCGGAUACCUUUUGUCCUCUCAGCGACUGAACCGCUUGGCUUUCCCUGUUCUCAGAGGAUUGCUUCAAUGGGAGCAAGGUGAUGCUCCUUAUGCCUGCAGUAUGUCAUUGCAACCCAUGGCAAGGAGACAGGGGAUCCUCCUCCCCCCAGUGACGGUGUGUCUGAAGGGGGUGCUUGAGGGCUGGGAGGCCCACUCUUCCACUGAGGUUGCCUCAGAGUCCUGGGUGCUGCAGAGUCCUGAUCCUUCAGACCACGACAAUGAAGCCUUCAAACAACUUCUGCGUGAACUCUUCACUCAGGAUGUGCAUAUGUUUGCUGAGGUGUGUGCCAGUGGCCUGAUCUGCUCGGCCGUCCUGUCCCCUCUGUCGAGUUUCACAGCCCUUCUCACCGUUUUUCAUCCUGCGAUCCACAACAACGAUGUCCUUACUGCUGAUGUAAUUGCCCCUGAUGCAUCUGCAGACCUACCUGAGGUGGUCAGCAGUGUUCUCGGAGUAGUCUAUGACAUUAUGGACAGAGAAGGAGAGAGUGCCCCGGUGAACAAUCUCCAGAUUCCUGACUGGGUGCAGCAAGAACUAAGUCAUUGGUCCAGCUCUCUGACAACUGGCCUUGUUGAGGGCUGGUUCCCUCAUUCUGACCAAUCAGGUGUUAGUUCUCACCUCAUGGAGUCAAUAAGGCUGCUGCAUGCAGUGCCAGAGUUGGUGGAAGAAGAAGGCCAGGGAGAGGAGCUGCCUGUUGCCCAGGAGGAUCUGGUCAACAGUCUGGCAGAACUCUACAAGACCUCACAGGGCCAUAGCAACAAGAGAGGCAGGAAACGUGGUGCCCAACGCACGCCAGUGAGACAGAAGAUGAAAACAAUGAGUCGCUCAUUGCAGAUGCUCAAUGUGGCCCGUCUGAAUGUAAAGGAGGCCCAGAAGAGCCAGUCUGAAACCGAGCCCCAAGGGACAGAGGGCAGGGGGCCAGAAAAGUUGGGAAAGAGACGCUCUGGAGACAAGGGCAAGGGUGGCGCAUCCACAACCCUCAUGUUUAAGAGUGAGGAGGAGCUGAAGUCCCACCUGAAGUCCAGCUACGACCAGACAGUGAUGGAGAGAGAGUCCUCCUUACUCACUGGAGCCCAGAACCUCAUUACAGCUGUGAAGAACUUCCUAGCGCCUAACCCAGAACUGGCAAUGCAGACCUCCUUGUUUGUCCAGCAGAACCUGCUUAAGUCUAGUAAAUCCAUCCGACAGUUUUAUGAAAACGCUGCAGACGCUGAAAUCAAAGUCAGAGAGUGCAAGCUCCAGACGGUGCUGAGGUUUGAGAUGUGCUGCCCCGCUGAGCAGUCUGACUCAUUGGAUACUGAGCAGAUGGUUGAAGAAGUGGCUGAUAUGUUGAGGAUCAUCUCCCGAACCAAAGACCCAGAAUAUCUGACCAAGUUACUGCAGGACGAAAUCCUCCCCCGCUUCCUGACAGCCAUCCCCAGGGUCCUUGCAGAUGUCUACCACAGUCUGGGCACCCAGCUGCCUGGCGCACUAAUGGCAGUGCUCCCCUCUGACUUCUUCAGUGAUGAGUCUGUGGCCAAGGACAGCAUAUCUCCCUGCUCCUCUUCUUCACAGCUCUCCGCUGCCCACAGUCUAGGCUCUCACGGUGGGGAACGACUACUGGACCUACGUGACCGUUCCACCAGUAGGAAAAGGAGUGGGAUGCUCACCCGGCACAGGAGUAUGACAGACGCAAAUCAGAGUCUCCGCCAGAUAGAGAUGCCCAGGAAAUCUACCAGAGUGGUCAAACCCAAGGUCUGUGUUGCUGUGGAAAAGCCAGCUACUGCGCCUCCCCCAGUCCCACCUAAGAACCAAGCAGCACAAGAGGUCACCAAGGUCAGGAGGAACCUGUUCAACCAGGACAACAUCUCCCCCUCCAAGAAAGCUAAGCUUCCCCGGAGCCAGUCUGUCUCUGCUGUGGAGGGACUGAAACGCAAGCGCGUGCGAGACACAGAUGAUGAUGAGCGGUGUAAAUUACUUACGAAGAAAGUGACUGAGACACCCCUUCACAAGCAGGUGUCCAAUCGUCUGCUGCACCGCCAGAAACUGGGCAGGAGAUCUGUCCCAACUGAACAGUGCAUCGUAGAGGAGUCCCCAGUGAAGCCCGCAGAAGACCUCAGGAGGAGUCCAAGAAUAAAGAACUUUGCAAGGAGACAUUCUAGUAUCUUCUACUCAACCACUCAACCUAGCUCCCGAAACCUAGGCAGGGCGCUUUCCUCUUCGCAGCUUCUCCCCAGUGACAGAAAAAAAGCUGGGGUUAAUCUGAGGGCUGUUCGGUCUCCUGUACGCCUUCUUUUUGGGGCCACACAGUCGCCUGGGGGUCCCUCUGCUUCAACCUCUUCAGAGAUCUAUGCAACCAGGGCCAGCAAGAGAAAGCUGUCCACAGAAUCUGAAGUUUUUGAGUCUCCCAACAAAACGGCAACAAGGUCUCCAGGUAAACGUGGCAGGGCCACUUGUGGGAGCAGGACACCUGGUACCACUCAGACCCCCAGGACACCUCAGACCCCUCGCUCCUCCAGGGCUCAGGCCCGCUCUGUUACAGAGAGCCCAGUAGAAGGGCCUUUCACUGGAAUGGCCAUAAGAGGCAGCCCAUUUAGAUCUCCAACCAGAAGGAGCCUGGUAUUGGAUACACCUCAGAAGGAAAGCCCCCUAAAAGGCAUUUUAAGAACACCAGUCAAACCAUUACUGGAGUGUAUGUCACCUGCUAGAGCUCGCUUGCUACAGAGCCCCUGUUCUAGAACCCCAAAGAAGAGUGUCACUUGGUCACCAUCGCCACAAAAACUUACACGUGCAGAAAACAUGGAUUUCAAGGUGCCAGAGUCUCCUACUCUAUCAACUCGAAGCUCCCCAAGACUAUUGGGAAAACCCAAUACAUUUUGCUGUCCACCCAGUAGUCCAAAAAGAGUGGGGAAUGUGUUCAAGAAAGAAAAAUUACCAAUACAUUACCAUGAAUUAUCACAAUCAAGGAGUCCAGAACUUUCUGUCGUGGUUUCUAAAGAGAUAUCUAAGAAAGAUUGCCAUCAAUCAUCUGAGAAGGUAUUUGGAGAGCCGAACACACCAGUAAAAACCACUUUUCCUAUCAUUGUUACCACACCUCUUGACAUGUCUCCCCCACCCAUGCUGAACAACAAAACCCCCAGUAAGACCCCCUGUCCUUCUCACUGCAUGCUCACUCGCUCUGGAGGAACUCCAGUCAAAGACUUGAAGCUCAAUUCUCCAUCCAGGAGCUUAAUCACUCCUGUAAAGGGUUCCACCACACCAUUAAGUCCUGAAACAUUACCAAAGACUCCCACUAAACCUUCCCUGAGAGAGUCUGGAGAUGCUACUGCUUCAUCAUCUUCAGGGAACCGUUUGAUUAGGACUAGGUCUUGCCAAAAUCUCAGGGUAGGAACCAGGAGAUCCCAGUCUUGUGAAAGCCUAGUACCAGUGCCAGGUAGCACUGAUUGUAAAAGUGCAGAGACCAGUCAUAGAGUGUCUACGGGAACAAUUCAGUCAGACUUUCCUGAUGGAAAGCAACUGCCUGAGUCCUGUCAAGGUUCUGAAGGGGAAACCGAGUCAGGGUCCCACACAGAUUCUCAACUGUGUGACUCCUCACAGCUUAGCACGGCAACCACAGAGGAGGAGAGUAUUGACAUUUCUGAUGCUGCUGUCAUGAAGACCCAGCUCACUGGAGGUAUCAAAAUGAACAUUAGCUUCUCCAGGAAUGUGACUGAGCCCCAAAAAACAUUUGUAUUCACAGCUGCCUCCCCCAAACCACCACUGCAUACCACACCUGGCCGAAUUUACGGUUUUCGGCAAACUCCUGACCGCCAGCAAAGGGAGGCAGCAGCGCGUUUGGGAUACUCCACUGAACCUCUGCGGUUCUCCUCACCUAGAACUCCUAGUCGCAAAAAGACGCAAACUAAUGCCUCCUCAAAUGCUCUUACAUACCAAGUAGAACUGGAAAUGCAGGCAUCUGGUCUUCCAAAGCUCAAGUUUAGACGCACAGAUUCCUUCAGUAACAAUGAUGAGGGAAGUGAUGGUGCUCCCAGAUCAGGAGCUCAUACUCCCUCGGGUGGUGUGAAACCUCUUCAAAUGGAAAGCCCUCUGGCCUUCUGCACCAAACACAGAGACCCAGGCUGUGUCUCACCAUCCCUCUGUGCCCAUGUGACCCCAGCCAAAAGCACCCCAGGAAAGGGCGGAAGCAUCCAGACGUACAUUUGCCAAUCCUACACCAUGUCCCCACUGGGCAUGGCUGACCUCCUCCCCUUGACCCCGUCCCCCCAGAGCCAUGGGAGGUCCACCCCAGAAUCCCUCAACAGCUGGCCCCGCAAGAAGAGGGCCCAGACUGGGGUGUUAGGGACCAAAGAUCGUGGCCCAAAAGGGGAACUGUUGAUGGAGGAGCUGGAGAUGCUGGAAGAUGCCGAUCUAGAAGGAGUUUACAGGCUACAGGAGACUGAGGAAACCGAAGGGCCCCCAGCCAAUGAAGCCCCACUAUUGAGCGUAAGGUUCAAUCAGACCUCUCCUGUUAAAAUAUCUGUAACAUCGCCAACCAACCAGCGAGAGGACAUACUCUGGAUGGAGAGCCUGGGUCUUGAGUCUGAUGAUGCUGAGCCUCUGGGAGGUGAAGAAAUAUUCCUCACUUCUGGAAAGGAUGUCCAGUCUGUGGUAACCACACCCAGUUCCAAAGUGCGGAAGCCCGUGUCUGCCAGUGGGAUCCUAGCCCUUACUCAGUCCCCCAUGCUAUUUAAGGGGAAACAAAGUUCUGCUUCCAAGAGAACUCUAAAAUGUGAAACUCCAUCUCAAAAGAGAGCAGAGUAUGAAGUAGAGCUCUCACCAUUCAGCCAACCUGCCAAACAUCAAGUACCAGGCAAGAGCUACAGCAGGAAAAGAUUGCUACCCUGAUCUGCACUGCCCCAAUAUUCUCUUAACUAUCAUACUGUUUAAAUCACAAGUAGAAAAAAAUGCCAAGUUAAGUUUUCUUUUCUUUUUUUUUCUUUUUUCACAAACAUCACUAAACACCAGUGGCAGGGUAUUUCCUAACAUUGGGUUGAAGACCAUUUCUUUUAUAUAAAUGAUGCAAUGCAAAUAUACACUUUUUAUUUUUAUUUGGUCCUGUGCAUUUCAAGAACCUUCCAAUAUCAUCUUUUAUUUUAAUUUGAUCUGGAUCACUAACAAUCAAGUCGCAUUCUGAAUUUUGAGGCAAGGGUGAUAAUUGUUAAUUUAUUGAUUUGUUUGUGUGUUUUUAAUGUCAACUUUUAAGUGAAAGGUGGAAACCGAUGUAAAUAUGUAACAUAUUGUUCAAUGUGUUUGUAAAUAAAAAUCAAUCUUUCUUAAGUAACAUACUUAUAUUUAUUAUAAUUGAUAUUGUUAAUGUUCUCUUUUGACCAGAAUGCUGUUUAUUGUUUGAGUCUUGCACGCAUCAGGCUUUAAGAGCCUGUAGUAAAAACGUAUUAUGUCCUACC
Molecule: messenger RNA, 6613 nt
Organism: Osmerus eperlanus (European smelt)
Lineage: Eukaryota; Metazoa; Chordata; Actinopteri; Osmeriformes; Osmeridae
Gene: ticrr
Product: TopBP1-interacting, checkpoint, and replication regulator
Exons: 22
Coding region: 285-6053 (1922 amino acids)
Biological process (GO): response to ionizing radiation; regulation of DNA-templated DNA replication initiation; mitotic G2 DNA damage checkpoint signaling
Cellular component (GO): nucleus
Molecular function (GO): chromatin binding
Source: RefSeq, a predicted model, not a curated record